Messenger RNA from Spea bombifrons (plains spadefoot toad), 2953 nucleotides. Its product is annotated as vomeronasal type-2 receptor 1-like. Gene Ontology annotation, cellular component: membrane. The record is from RefSeq and is a predicted model, not a curated record. Gene Ontology annotation, biological process: G protein-coupled receptor signaling pathway. Bases 1 to 2736 code for a protein of 911 amino acids. Gene Ontology annotation, molecular function: olfactory receptor activity; G protein-coupled receptor activity. The transcript is spliced from 6 exons. NCBI's taxonomy places the organism in Eukaryota, Metazoa, Chordata, Amphibia, Anura, Pelobatidae.
AUGGACAGCAAAAUGUUUUGUGUUAUCCUUGUAAUAUUUAUAUAUCUUCAAGAUCAGAUUUAUGUUGAAAGCCAAGAAUGUAGAUUAAUAGGGAAAUUUGAUCUUCACGGAUUUCUGGAAUCAAAAAAUCAUGAACUGAUUAUUGGCGGCAUGUUUCCAUUUCACUUCAGGACUAUACUUGUAAAUGAUUCGGGACUGGAAGAACCUAAAUCACCGAAGUGUGAAGGGUUCAACUUCCGCAGUCUGCGUUGGGCCCAAGCCAUGAUGUUUGCGAUUAAUGAAAUAAAUAGGCGUACAGACAUUCUGCCAAACAUAACUUUGGGCUAUCAGAUUUUUGAUUCAUGUUUCACUAUCUCAAAAUCAGUAGAAGCAACCCUAUCAUUCCUCACCGGACAAAAUGAAACCCAUCCUAAUUUCCGGUGCAGUGCUGGGGCCCCCCUUGCAGCGGUUAUUGGAGCCGGAGGAUCUGCCUUAUCUAUAGCAACGGCCAGAAUUUUGGGACUUUACUAUUUUCCACAGGUUGGAUACGCUUCUUCCUGUUCCGUUCUCAGUGACAAGUUCCAGUUCCCAUCAUUCCUUCGCACAAUACCCAGCGACAUAGCCCAAUCCAAAGGCAUCGCUGAGCUUGUCACAUACUUUGGUUGGACGUGGGUCGGAACAAUAGCUGCGGAUGAUGAUUAUGGGAAAUAUGGCAUUAAGCUUUUUAAAGAAGAGGUAGAAAAGCAUGGUGUUUGCAUAUCCUUUUCUGAAACCCUCCCAAGAAUAUAUAACAAAGAAGUAAUUGAUAAAAUUGUGGAUACAAUAAGAAAAUCCACUGCAAAUAUCAUAGUUAUCUUCUCAUCAGACAUAGAUCUGAGUUCACUAAUGGAAGCCCUGGCAGAAACUAACAUCACUGGAAAAACCUACAUAUCUAGUGAAGCUUGGACAACUUCAGCAUUAAUAGCGAAACCAAGUUAUUUUUCGUUUCUUGGUGGAACAAUUGGAUUUGCUAUUCGGAGAGCUGAAAUACCAGGGUUUGAACAGUUCCUCCUUGAUAUACACCCAGAACAUGGGAACGAUGAUUUGGUCUAUGAAUUUUGGGAAGAAGCAUUUAAUUGUACCUGGCCCACAACCAGAGCAGCUUUUUAUACCAACAUAAGCAUUGAAGCCAAUGUUGCUGGAAGAAAAAGAAACAUCUCUCCUGAACAUUGCACAGGGAGAGAGCAUCUUGAAUCCAUACACAAUACAUACACAGAUGUGUCUGAGCUGCGAAUUACAUACAGCGUAUACAAAUCUGUCUAUACCAUCGCACAUGCUCUUCAUGAUUUAGAUAUAUGCCAAGAUGGCUUUGGGCCUUUUCCUGAAAAUUAUUGUGCAAAUUUACUUGACUUUGAACCAUGGCAAUUGAUGUACUACUUAAAACAAACAAAAUUUCAAGUCUUUACCAAUGAAAGCAUACAAUUUGAUGAAUCAGGAGACGUAGAAGGUUAUUAUGAUAUUUUAAACUGGCAAUGGAAUACAAAUGUGUCAAUGGCUUACACAAAAAUUGGACAUUAUAAAUCCACUGGUGCAGGAGCAAACUUUGAAAUCAAGAUAGACAACAGUUCCAUAUUCUGGAAUACACCAAAUGGAAUGCCUCCGCGCUCUGUGUGCAGUGAGAGCUGCAUUCCAGGAACAAGGAAAGGCAUAAGACAAGGGGAGCCGGUUUGUUGCUUUGACUGUAUUGCAUGUGCAGAUGGAGAAAUAACCAAUGAGACAGAUGCAAGAGAAUGUAUUGCGUGCCCAUCAGACUUUUGGUCAAAUUCACACAAGAAUGAGUGUGUCUUAAAAGAAGUGGAAUUCCUUGCAACUGAUGAAGCUUUGGGAAUCACUCUGAUAUUCCUGGCUGUAUUCGGGGCAUCCCUAGUAAUAGUGUUUGCAAUUAUUUAUGUGAUGUACAGGGAAACAGCAUUAGUCAAGGCAAAUGAUCGCGAGUUGAGCUUUGUUAUCCAGGUAUCCUUAGUUUGCACUUUUAUGACUUCUAUUCUGUUUGUUGGCCAGCCAGAAGAAUGGUCAUGCAUGGCGCGUCAGACUACAUUAGCCUUGGGAUUUUCCCUUUGCCUGUCCUGUAUACUUGGAAAGACUAUUGUAUUGAUGCUAUCCAAACGAGCUGCAAAAUCCAAGGUUGCUGAUAAAAGCAAGCUGAUAGUAGUGAAGCCUGUGCAUCAGAAAAUUGUUGCCGUCAUCGGAUUGACUAUUCAAGUUGGGAUAUGUACGGCCUAUUUGAUUAUGAAGCCCCCUUGGGUGUACAAAAACAUGGAAUCCCAAAACAUAAAGAUAAUUCUUGAGUGCAAUGAAGGCUCAAUUGAAUUUCUAUGCUCCAUGUUUGGGUUUGACGUCUUUCUUGCCAUACUAUGCUUUUUAACCGCCUUUGUAGCUCGAAAAUUACCUGAUAACUUCAAUGAGGCUAAAUUUAUUACUUUUGGCAUGCUGGUCUUCUUCAUCGUAUGGAUAUCUUUUGUCCCAGCCUACUUAAGCACAAGAGGGAAAUUCAAAGUAGCUGUAGAGAUCUUUGCUAUAUUAGCGUCAAGUUUUGGCUUACUCGGCUGCAUUUUUGUCCCUAAAGGAUAUAUCAUUUUGCUGAAACCAGAGAGAAACACUGAAGAAAUUGUUGGUGGCCGACAGGUUACUAAUGAUAAGAGCGCACCAGCUACGUCUGCCUCAAUCACCAGUGAAAUUAACAGCACAACAGUCUCUACCAUAGUGCUUGAUGAUUAAAUUUUAGCUUAAUAUUGUUCGAUUAUUGACAUUGUAUAAAUAACACAAAAAAGAUUCAUUGCUGUUAAGCAAUCCAAAGAUCUUGUUAACGUAAAGCAUUUUAUAAUUUGGAUGAUAAGAUGUUUGAUUUAGUGUUUGGGGUGAAAAUUCUUUUUUAAGAGAUGGAAAGUUAUUUAGAAAAUGAUAGCCGCUUUGCAAUAACCACAUGUGUAUAAAU